This is a messenger RNA of Grammomys surdaster, 3915 nucleotides long. RefSeq names its product neuronal cell adhesion molecule (gene Nrcam). Gene Ontology annotation, biological process: cell-cell adhesion; brain development. NCBI's taxonomy places the organism in Eukaryota, Metazoa, Chordata, Mammalia, Rodentia, Muridae. The coding region runs from base 1 to 3915 and encodes 1304 amino acids. The record is from RefSeq and is a predicted model, not a curated record. The transcript has 30 exons. Gene Ontology annotation, molecular function: cell-cell adhesion mediator activity.
AUGCAGCUUAAAAUAAUGCUGAAGAAGAAGCACUUGUCUGCAGGCAGAGUGCCUCUGAUUCUCUUCCUGUGCCAGAUGAUCAGUGCUCUGGACGUUCCUCUUGAUUCAAAGCUCCUUGAUGACUUGGUACAACCUCCAACCAUCACUCAACAGUCACCAAAAGACUACAUUAUUGACCCUCGGGAGAAUAUUGUAAUCCAGUGUGAGGCCAAAGGGAAACCUCCUCCAAGCUUUUCCUGGACUCGUAAUGGAACUCAUUUUGACAUAGACAAGGACCCUCUGGUCACCAUGAAGCCUGGCUCAGGAACCCUUGUCAUCAACAUCAUGAGUGAAGGGAAAGCAGAGAGCUAUGAAGGAGUCUACCAGUGCACUGCAAGGAACGAGCGCGGAGCUGCCGUCUCCAAUAACAUUGUUGUGCGCCCAUCUAGGUCGCCCUUGUGGACCAAGGAAAGACUUGAACCAAUCAUACUGCGAAAUGGUCAGUCGUUAGUACUUCCAUGUAGGCCUCCAAUUGGAUUACCACCGGCCAUAAUAUUUUGGAUGGAUAAUUCCUUUCAAAGACUUCCACAGAGUGAGCGGGUUUCCCAAGGACUAAAUGGAGACCUUUACUUCUCCAAUGUCCUCCCAGAGGACACCCGUGAAGACUAUAUCUGCUAUGCCAGAUUUAAUCACACUCAAACCAUCCAACAGAAGCAACCUAUUUCUUUGAAGGUGAUUUCAGUGGAUGAAUUGAAUGACACUAUAGCUGCUAAUUUGAGUGACACUGAGUUUUAUGGUGCUAAAUCUAGUAAAGAGAGGCCACCAACAUUUCUAACUCCAGAGGGCAAUGAAAGCCACAAAGAGGAAUUAAGAGGAAACGUGCUUUCCCUCGAGUGCAUUGCAGAAGGCCUACCUACUCCAAUUAUUUACUGGAUCAAAGAAGAUGGGACACUUCCUGCCAACCGGACGUUUUAUCGGAACUUUAGGAAGACCUUGCAGAUCGUUCAUGUUUCUGAAGCAGACUCUGGAAGUUAUCAGUGCAUAGCAAAAAACGCAUUAGGAGCCGUCCAUCAUACCAUUUCUGUCACAGUUAAAGCUGCUCCCUACUGGAUUGUGGCACCUCAGAACCUUGUGCUUUCCCCGGGAGAGAAUGGGACCCUCAUCUGCAGAGCGAAUGGCAACCCGAAACCCAGAAUUAGCUGGUUAACAAAUGGAGUCCCAAUAGAAAUUGCUCUCGAUGACCCCAGCAGAAAAAUAGAUGGAGAUACCAUUAUAUUUUCAAACGUUCAAGAAAGCUCAAGUGCGGUUUAUCAGUGCAAUGCCUCUAACAAAUAUGGAUAUUUACUAGCAAAUGCAUUUGUAAAUGUGCUCGCUGAACCACCUCGGAUUCUUACAUCAGCAAACACACUGUACCAGGUCAUUUCAAACAGGCCUGCUUUGUUAGAUUGUGCCUUCUUUGGCUCUCCUAUGCCUACCAUUGAGUGGUUUAAAGGAACUAAAGGAAGCGCUCUUCAUGAAGACAUUUAUGUUUUACAUGAUAAUGGAACAUUAGAAAUUCCUGUGGCCCAAAAGGAUAGUACAGGGACAUAUACUUGUGUCGCAAGGAAUAAAUUAGGAAUGGCAAAGAAUGAAGUUCACUUGGAAAUCAAAGAUCCAACCAGGAUCAUUAAACAACCUGAAUAUGCAGUCGUUCAGAGGGGGAGCAAGGUGUCCUUUGAAUGCAAAGUGAAACAUGACCACACCUUAAUCCCCACCAUUAUGUGGCUGAAGGACAAUGGGGAGCUGCCCAAUGAUGAAAGGUUCUCCACUGACAAGGAUCAUCUGGUGGUAUCUGAUGUAAAGGAUGACGAUGGUGGGACCUACACAUGUACAGCCAACACAACGCUGGACAGUGCUUCCGCCAGUGCUGUGCUCAGGGUUGUCGCUCCUACUCCAACUCCAGCCCCCAUUUACGAUGUCCCGAAUCCUCCCUUUGAUUUAGAAUUGACCAAUCAACUUGACAAAAGCGUUCAGCUGACAUGGACCCCAGGCGAUGACAACAAUAGCCCCAUUACAAAAUUCAUCAUUGAAUACGAGGAUGCAAUGCAUGAGGCCGGGCUGUGGCGCCACCAGGCUGAAGUUUCUGGAACACAGACCACAGCCCAACUGAAGCUAUCUCCCUACGUGAACUACUCGUUCCGAGUCAUGGCGGAGAACAGCAUCGGGAGGAGCAUGCCAAGUGAGGCGUCUGAACAAUAUCUUACAAAAGCUGCAGAACCAGAUCAGAAUCCCACAGCUGUGGAAGGACUGGGGACAGAGCCGGACAACUUGGUGAUUACGUGGAAGCCCCUGAAUGGUUUUCAAUCGAAUGGGCCCGGCCUCCAGUACAAAGUGAGCUGGCGCCAGAAAGAUGGUGAUGAUGAAUGGACGUCUGUGGUUGUGGCCAAUGUAUCCAAAUACAUUGUUUCUGGCACACCAACCUUUGUCCCAUACCUGAUAAAAGUUCAAGCUCUGAAUGAUGUGGGGUUUGCUCCAGAGCCAGCUGCAGUCAUGGGGCAUUCUGGAGAAGACCUUCCAAUGGUGGCUCCUGGAAAUGUGCGUGUCAAUGUGGUGAACAGUACCUUGGCAGAGGUACAUUGGGACCCAGUUCCUCUGAAGAGUGUCCGAGGACACUUACAAGGCUAUCGGAUCUACUACUGGAAGGCUCAGAGCUCCUCUAAAAGAAACAGACGCCACAUUGAAAAGAAGAUCCUCACUUUCCAGGGCACCAAGACUCACGGCAUGCUGCCAGGGCUACAGCCAUACAGUCACUAUGCUCUCAAUGUCCGAGUGGUCAAUGGGAAAGGAGAGGGCCCAGCCAGCACGGACAGAGGCUUCCAUACUCCAGAGGGAGUCCCUAGUGCUCCCUCAUCUUUGAAAAUUGUUAAUCCUACCCUGGACUCUCUCACGUUGGAAUGGGACCCACCAAGCCACCCAAAUGGCAUCCUGACGGAAUACAUCUUAAAAUAUCAGCCAAUUAACAGCACACACGAACUAGGUCCUCUGGUAGAUUUAAAAAUUCCUGCCAACAAGACACGCUGGACUUUAAAAAAUUUAAAUUUCAGCACUCGGUACAAGUUCUAUUUCUAUGCACAAACAUCAGUGGGAUCAGGCAGUCAGAUCACAGAGGAAGCGAUUACAACCGUGGACGAAGCUGGUAUUCUUCCACCUGAUGUAGGUGCAGGCAAAGUCCGUGCAGUAAAUCCCAGGAUCAGCAACGUCACUGCCGCAGCUGCUGAGACGUAUGCCAAUAUCAGUUGGGAGUAUGAGGGACCAGAGCAUGUGAAGUUUUAUGUUGAAUAUGGUGUAGCAGGCAGCAAAGAAGAAUGGAGGAAAGAAAUUGUAAAUGGUUCUCGGAGCUUCUUUGGGUUAAAGGGUCUAAUGCCAGGAACAGCAUACAAAGUUCGAGUUGGUGCUGAGGGGGACUCUGGUUUUGUGAGUUCAGAGGAUGUGUUUGAGACAGGACCAGCAAUGGCAAGCCGGCAAGUGGAUAUUGCGACGCAAGGCUGGUUCAUAGGUCUGAUGUGCGCCGUUGCCCUCCUCAUCUUAAUUUUGCUGAUCGUUUGCUUCAUCAGACGAAACAAGGGUGGUAAAUAUCCAGUUAAAGAAAAGGAGGAUGCUCAUGCAGACCCUGAAAUCCAACCCAUGAAGGAAGAUGAUGGAACAUUUGGAGAAUACAGUGAUGCAGAAGAUCACAAACCUUUGAAAAAAGGAAGUCGAACACCUUCAGACAGGACUGUGAAAAAAGAAGAUAGUGAUGAUAGCCUGGUUGACUAUGGAGAGGGGGUGAAUGGCCAGUUCAACGAGGAUGGCUCCUUUAUUGGACAAUACAGUGGUAAGAAAGACAAAGAGCCAGCAGAGGGAAAUGAGAGCUCAGAGGCCCCUUCUCCUGUCAACGCAAUGAACUCCUUUGUUUAA